ACUCUCCAAGUAGCUUGUGCCAGGCGACCUCGCUCCCCCGGGCCAUCUCUGCAGCUCCAUAGACACGCACCCAGCGCCCUUUCUUUCUCGCCAGAGGUAUCAAAGAAACUACAUCUCCCGACAGGCAGCGUUGCCCCUUCCCUCCUCGCUCUCCCUCUACCGAACCCUGGCAACGGCGUGACGUGAGGGGACCGGGCGCUGCGGUCGCCGCUUCAGUGCUAGCCUACCCGGCGCGCGGGCCAGAGCAGGGCGAAGGCAGCCGGAGCCCGCGCCUCCCUCCCCGCCCAGCUUGCCCUGCAGCUCGCCGCACAGUGCGGGGCAGGGGCAGGGGCGCUCAUGGCCUCGGCGGGCGCGCGGAGGCUCCCGGCCCCGACGCGCGCGGCCGCCCGGAGCUGCGGCGGCUUUUCGCUUAGCCGGGGCGCGCGCUCCGUCCCGCCCCCGCCCCCGGGCCCUCCGCGGCUGCCGCUGCCAAUGAGGUUUCUGAUUUCCGGUAACCUCUUCUUGCCUCGUGCUGCCCAGGUCUUGGCUGCUGAGGCUGGCCUACCUCCCAGUCGUUCCUUCAUGGGCUUUGCUGCUCCCUUCACCAACAAGAGAAAGGCUUACUCCGAGCGUAGGAUCAUGGGGUACUCAAUGCAGGAGAUGUUUGAAGUGGUGUCCAGUGUCCAGGAGUACCGCGAGUUUGUGCCGUGGUGUAAGAAGUCACUGGUAGUGUCCAGCCGUAAGGGGCACCUGAAAGCCCAGCUGGAGGUUGGGUUCCCACCUGUCUUGGAACGUUAUACCUCUGCUGUCUCCAUGGUGAAACCACACAUGGUCAAGGCAGUUUGCACUGAUGGCAAGCUCUUCAACCACUUAGAGUCUAUUUGGCGAUUCAGCCCCGGCAUUCCUGCCUACCCUCGAACCUGCACUGUGGACUUCUCGAUUUCCUUUGAGUUUCGUUCUCUGCUGCACUCUCAGCUGGCAACCAUGUUUUUUGAUGAAGUUGUAAAACAGAACGUUGCUGCCUUUGAGCGUCGGGCAGCCACCAAGUUUGGUCCAGAAACAGCCAUCCCCCGUGAACUGAUGUUCCAUGAAGUGCACCAGACUUGAGACAAAGGCUUGUCCCCUUGCCUCUACCCUGUUCCCACCCAAUUUUUAUUUAUUUGGUUUGGCUCUUGCUCUGAGAGAGGUCAAAAGUUCACCUCUUAAUUCUUACUAAACUGGGCUGCAUGCUGGCUGGACAUGUGGGAAAGACAGCAGACAUGGAAGUGAGAUAGAUGCACAGGAAAGGGUCAGGUGUGUUCUGAAAGCCUUAUAUGCCCACAGCCGCUUCACACGGAAUAAAAACCAGGGCUGUAGUGGUCUCUGUGCCAGGUCAAGAAGCCUUAGUACCCAGUCAAGGGACUACAGGAGUAAUUUCCUCACACUGAGGUACUGGGUGGCAAGCAACUCUUACCCUAAGAUUUCAAGAGAAAAGGCCACUGCCUCAGUUCAGGAACACGACACCAUGCUGUCUGACAAUCAUCAGUAACACAGAGCAGCAGGAGAGAUCAUUAACAGUGCUCUCUAUACUAUUGGGAUGUCCCCUUUUCUUCCACAUGGCCUGUUUUCAUAAAACAUCAAUAAAUUGUGACAGCGUGAA
Molecule: messenger RNA, 1618 nt
Organism: Psammomys obesus (fat sand rat)
Lineage: Eukaryota; Metazoa; Chordata; Mammalia; Rodentia; Muridae
Gene: Coq10a
Product: coenzyme Q10A
Exons: 5
Coding region: 337-1086 (249 amino acids)
Biological process (GO): cellular respiration; ubiquinone biosynthetic process
Cellular component (GO): mitochondrion
Molecular function (GO): ubiquinone binding
Source: RefSeq, a predicted model, not a curated record